Molecule: messenger RNA, 1434 nt
Organism: Marchantia polymorpha subsp. ruderalis
Lineage: Eukaryota; Viridiplantae; Streptophyta; Marchantiopsida; Marchantiales; Marchantiaceae
Source: the annotation of a GenBank genome assembly
GUCAAGAGUCUCUCCUGCUUCCUGUCGCCGGCGGUAAGUUUCACCCCAUCAGGAACGGCAUUCCCGCCUUCCGUCUACUCCUCAACGCUUUACUCGCAUCGAAUUCGAUUCUCUCGUCUCGUUUGUUUUUCAACGAGGUGAUCCUUCUCUACCAUCGACGCGCACUCACUUGCGACACUGCUAGUGAGCGAUUUGUUGCUGCGCGGGGUAUCGUGCUCAAUCCCGCCGUAAUUUUCUUCGACGCGAACUGCACUCUGGUGCCAUUGUCACUCAGAAAUUGCAUUCCUCCUUCUUCAAGUGGAAUACGCAUUGUAUAGGAAGGAGAGAAGAAACCAGGAGACAUGGCUGACAACGAGACGAUCGUGGCCCCUGUUGUGGAACCUGAGUUGGAGGAAAACAAGGAGAACAAGGAGAACAAGGAAAACCAGGGUGGCGAGGGCAAAGAAACUGCAGAGACAGAAUUGAAAUUGGCUGAAAUGAAGUUGGACUGUCCACCUUCGGCAGAUAUCGACAAAGUGACUGCGGACUUGCUUCAGUCAAGGUCAGAUAUACUCGGACGUGUACAAAAUCUGAAGAAGGACCUCCAAGAGUGGCGCGGAAAGCUGGACUCACAAGUGAAGACAUACCGACAGGAACUUGGAGAAUUACGCAGCACUCUUAACUCAGAAGUGGAGCAGCUUAGAGAUGAGUUUCAAGCACUCCGGAGCACAUUGAAGAGGCAGCUGGAUGCAACUACUGGUCUUAGCGAGUUGAGUGAGCCUCUUUAUCGAGAAGCAAAAGAGACUGGAUCAGACAUUAACAGCUUGCUGUUGUCUGAUUGCCCGGAUGGUACAUAUCCGACAACGAAGUGCGCAAAUCAAGACUCUUCCAGGGACCGGACUCGUCGCCGGAAAAAGUGAACGAUGUUAAAGAGAACGCGAGUUGAAGUUGGCGACCACAUUCUCAGCCAUAUUCUCGGCAAUGCUAUCAAUGUCUCCAUUUGAGUACCUGCAGUGAACAUGACAGCGACUCUGCGACGUACCUGUACAAAUGAAAAUCGGUUGUGGAAGAUAGUGAAAAUACUGUCUGGUGGCCUUAACCGUUCUUUAAAGCCUUGUCGUUUCCAUGCUUCAUGUCAACGCUCAACGCGAGCUAUGGACAGCGAAACCUCCGCGAUCCCAUGCCUACCCCGGGAAUGGUUGUGAGGCGACGCGCAAAAUCUACAACGAGCUAUUGUAGAAUAACAAAUUUCAAGCUGCACUUUUCGUCUUUUCUCAGGCCCUCAGCUCUCUAGAAGACAGGCAAAUGCUACAUUGGAUGUACGUGACCUUCUCAGUUGGCAUAGGACCUAUGUUUAGAUGUUGAUACAGAAUCCUCUGUGCACCUAAAAGAAUGCAGUAAAGUGGGGAAAGUUUGUCCUCUACCUCCAAUGAAAUGUUAAUUAAAUUUCUCUUU